GCGACGGCCAUGUUUAUAUUUCUUCUGCAUAACUGUAAAGUGAAGUGAAGUGGAACUUGGUUCGUUUUCUAGAUGUAUUCUGGUGUAAUUUACGAUGGUGGUUUUCGUUACAGUGCAAUUUUCAAGAUGAAAUACAUUCUGGUAUUUGACAAAAUCAACAACUGCCAUAAUGUCAGCGAGGGAUUGGAAAUACCAUCAAAUAUGUUGGCCAGCUCUCUAGCAAAAGCAUAAUGUCUGAAGAAGAUUCGUCUUCAGCAUCUGGAAAUGCUUGUUCUACAUCUCCAUCCGUUCAGCAGCAGUUGAACAGCGAGGUAUGGCGUGGGUUGACCAGCGGCGGGGCAGGUGGUGUGGGCUCGCGGAGUGGAGGGGGACCUCGCAGUCUGCUCCUCAAGAGGUCGGAAAAUGGAUUCGGAUUCACACUCAGGCAUUUCAUCGUCUAUCCACCCGAGUCCUAUACGGUUUUGGUGCCCGGAUGCCGAUCGGGAUGCGAGCCAAUGGAUACAAUGUUCGUGAAGAGUGUGCGACCGAAUUCGCCAGCCGCCUGCGCCGGCCUGCAGACGGGAGACCGCGUGGUGUCGGUGAAUGGGCAGACAGUGACCGGGUCACUCACAUACGCCCAUGUCGUGCACAUGAUCAGCCAAUCACCGAAACAUCUGCAUCUGUUGGUGGUUCCCAGGCAUGAUGAUCUCCUACAAUUGUAUUUUGGAGACACAGCCCACAACCCCGAGACAAACCCGCGCGUUCGGCUGAGGUCACCCUCUUCGGGGGGCAGUGCUUCCCCCUCGCGGCGACCGCCCCUGCUCUCGCAUCACCAGAGUGUUCCCCCGCUCACGCCUCCACUGUUGUCGCACCAUCAUCAUCAUAGCAGCAGACUGUUGGCUGUUAAUCCAGGAGGAGGCCGAGAAUGUUCGUCUCUCUCUUUGGAGGCUGGAGUGGGGGGAGGUGGUGGUAAUCAGGAGUGGAGGAGAGCCAGUGAUGGAGGAGGAGGAGGGGAAAAGGACGGAGAUAGUUGCAGUGCGUCUAGCAGUUUGGACUCGAUGUCACGGGCUGACUUUCACAGCAGUGAUGACUCGCUUAUUAUUGAUAGGAUCCGUAAAAGCUUCGAGCAGAAGGAAGAGUUUCUGCGUGGAGGAGUGACUCAGCCGUCUGCUUCCCCCUCCAACCCGCCCAUCCAGUGGCCGGCCGCCAUUCCUGCCUCAUGUGUCAUCAAGCCGUCAACCACCGAACAAGCAGUUCCAUGGCGGACGAAGCCGGCAGCAGUGUCUCCACGCUGCAAAGGCCUGACUAGGAUAGAUGAGAGCGGCUCCAGCUCUAUGUCUAUGUCUAGCUGCUCUAGCUCUGCUCUAGGCGGAGCUCUGGUGCCUGUCGCUACGCGUGCACAAGUCUUCGAAGAGGGUGCCGGCCUCACAGGUGUGCAGCUGUUUCGCAGCGAGCUGGCCGGUUUGAGUGAGAAGCGCAGUGCACCGGAUGUGGCGUUGAGAAGGCGGCAGUUCGAGACACAAGGCAUCACCAGUCGGACACAAGAUGGCGGCGGACCUGUGCCAUCAGCGGCCAACCAAGACAAGCGCGCUGGCAUCAGUCGAUCCCUCGAUAUGGGGUGCGCGAUGUCUGGCAACCGCACCACCCCAGUGGGAGGGUCGAGACUGCAUUGUGAGCCACCUGUGCAACGACAAUCACCCACUUCCAAUCAAGGCCUAGCAACAAGUAAUAGUAGUAGCAGUAUAGGAUCUGAAUGGGGUGGUGGGGGAACCUCUUCCUCCCCUCCACCAGUCUCGCAGCGUCACAAAGCUGUCAGACAAGACUCCUACCUGGCUGCCUGUCACAAGCCACAGACCACACAGGCUGCAUCAUCAGAAGUCGCAGCUGAUUCAGCUGCAGCUGUAACAGCUGAUUCGGAAAAUGAGAAGCAGCAGCUGGAGAAGAAGAAGCAGAAGAAGAAAAAGUUGAAAAGCAGUUCAUUACGAUCAGCUGUUCGACCCAGCAGACUUGACCUUGCCAAGGUCGCCAGGCCGCUCAGCUGUGGUGGAACCCCUCCCCCUUCGCCUUUAUCGCAAGAUGCGAAGGACGACCUAAUAAAGCAAUCUCCAACCGAUGACCAACAAAAUACUGACGUUGACCAAUCCCACCAGAAGCGAGUCUCGUAUCUGAAACAAAUUUGGACGGAAAAUGCUAACCGAACUUCACCCACCCCACCCAGUAGCUCUCAGCUGCUAAACGAACGACUAAAGAAGAAGAAGAAACGGGAAGACGGGGAAGCAGCGGCAGAACAGGAUGAAGGCCCCCUAGUGGUGGUGGAAGGCAGCCUGAUGUGCAGUGUGCUUGAUACUGCAUCUAGUGGUACUGCUAAUAGACGAGUGGCGCUAUCUAGCAGCCAACAGUGGAACCCGGUGUGGGCGAUUCUCAGGGGACCCGUCCUGCAUCUGAUGCGGCUCAAACAGGCUGAGACGCCCGGCCUGUCGAGUCCCCUAGGCACCGACCAGCUAGCCUGUCGCGAGGAGUGGUGGAGCCAAGACCUGUGCGCCCGAGGCGUUAUCAUACAGCAAUGUGUUGUGGACCCUUCUAGCACUGCUCCCGCUACAGCCACCAAACGAGGCGCCAACACCAGGCAUGUGAUCAGUGUGCAGGUGCCUCCGCAAUCAGCUGAUCAUCAGCCCCAACCAGCUGAUCAGCUGUUGCUGCAGGCAGCCGAUGUGUGCAGUCAUGAGCAGUGGCUGCGUGCCUUGCAUAAUGUCGUCGAUAAGCCGGCGCCAAGGGGGGAAGGCCGCAAGAACAGUGAAGACUGCCAACCGGCUGGCCAGUCGUCGCAAACGCCCCAGGUGCAGGUGCAACAGCAGCAGCAGCAGCUAGCGUCGCCCAAGUGCAAAACGUGGAAGGGCCGCGUCGCCAAGCAGUUUCGGCGAAUUGGGCAGGCGGGCAGUGGGGGUGGGGGGACCCGGGAAGGGGGGUCGUCCCCCAUUUCACCUACUGCGGGGCCCCCCCAGGCCAGUGCCAGCUACCAGGAGGGCGCCUCCAUCGGGGUGCCUCUGGAUUGGUGUCCGCAGUCUGCGAAUCAUGACGGUGUGCCCCUAUUGGUGGAUGUGUGCUGUGGUGAAGUGGAGGGGAGAGGUCUGGAGGUGGUUGGUGUCUACAGGGUGCCUGGCAAUACGGCUGCUGUUACCAAUCUCACCGAACAGGUGAACAAAGCAAGCGGCGGAGAUGUGAUAGCUGGUCUGGUGGCGCAGGCCGACGUGAAUGUGGUCUCGUCGCUGCUCAAGUCGCUGUUCCGUCGUCUGCCAGAUGCUCUGCUCACAUCCGACCUCUAUCCACUCUUCAUUGCUGCCGACAAGAUACCCGAUCCACUGCUGAGGGCGGCCACCAUUAGGAAGCUGGUUCACUCACUGCCCGACCACCACUUUGAAACGCUGCGCUUUGUGAUGGCUCACCUGAAGCGAGUGGUCGCCCGCAGUGAAGUCAACAAAAUGGAGGCGCGUAAUCUGGCCAUUGUGUUUGGACCCACCUUGGUGCGGACGUCGGACGACGACAGCAUGCUCACACUGGUCACUGACAUGUCGCAUCAGUGUCGAAUCGUCGAGACUCUCAUACUGCAUGCGGACUGGUGCUUCAGUGAUGACGACAUCGACCGGUUGCAGCUGGCGAGUGGCGGCGGAGGAGGAAGUGUGAGUGGAGAUGGCCCCUCCCUUCCCCCGGGACCCACGGUCGACCACAUCACCGACAAUCACAGCUUGCUACUCGAGAACAUACACAAAGUACAGGGUAUGAAAAGCGGGAUUGGCGAGGUGGGUGGUGGAGGGGGUAGCAACAUGAAGGAGAUAUCGGCAAAAGACAUAGUGGUGUCGAUCAUUGGCGCUGCCAACCGCAAGAUGCACAAGUCCAAGUCGCGAUCGGGCUGCGGCACCAGCUCUUCCAAGCUGCAGCAGCAGACGAGUGAGGUGGAUGGUGGUGGGGGAAGCAGGGGCGUGGCUGCCUCUAUCAGAGAGUCGGUACUGUUCUCGGGCAGUAUACUGGCUGCAUCAUCAACUGCCAGUGUCAAGCACCAGCGCAAACACGAUGGCGUGGAAGAGAGGCGUGGUAGUGGUGGGAGUGGCCAGGAGCAGAGUGGUGGGGGUGAUGGAGGGAGUAGUAAUGCGGCAGUUGAUGCUGAUGGCAUGAUCAGGACUUACACUGGACUGUCUGCCUGCAAACAGGAACGCAUCAGAAGGUUUGAACAGGAGACAAAGGCGAUGCUACAGCGUGUUGGAGCCACAGCUGUGGAAGACAGACCCAAGAGAGAAUUCGACUUUAGCGCUAACCAAGACGAGAGUCCACCCUCAGGCGAAGACCUGCUAUCGAGUCUGACGUCGACGUUUGAUGCGAAAAUGCGCUCACUGCUGUCUGGGUCGGCUGCUGCGGUCACGGCAGAAGUGGAGCCACCUGUGGCUGGGGACCCGGCAGAUGAUGUGACGGCAGACGUGACGUCAUCGACAUCAGCCGAUGUGACGUCACCCGCCUUCCGUGAUCCCAGCCUGCAUCGGUCCACCUCUACUACUUCUGCCGGCUCCAGUCAACACUGCUAUCAGUUGAACCGUAGCAACUCAUCAACCGGCGGCGGCGGCAGCAGCCAGGAAAGCAAACAGCAGAGUGUCAAUGAAGAGGGGGAUGAGGGGGACGAACAAUCAUCAUUAUCACUAGAAGGAAAGAAGAAGAAGAAACGAGUGGAAGGAGAAGCAGAGGAAGAAGGAGAGGGCGAAGAGAAGAAGGACGACAGUGUGCUCACCAAGGAUCCUCUGUCCUGUAAAGUCAUUUUACAGGAGCAGAAAAAGGAUGAUGAUGAAGCCGCCUUUGUUUGCAAGGUGCGACGCAGUGAAUCGUUGGAGAAACGCGCGUUGAAAAACGCAGACGAUUUGCUGGCGGCUGGAGAGAGCAAGAUAUCGCGUCGCAGUUCAGAUCGCGCGUUGAAACGCAGUGAUUCGCUCACCAAGUCAGAGAAGACCGAAUCGAAUCUCUAUCGGCGGCGACAGGCCAGCCAACAACAGGCAAGCAAACGUAAGAACGGUGUAGGAGCGACCAGUAGUAGUGCGGGAGGGGGAGGGGGAGGGGGAACCAACACACGCAAAUGCGCCAUCAAACGGCGUCACACAGUCGGAGGCACCAAGGACCUGACGUGGGCACUGGACGCAGUGGAAACUGGACGCAGUGACAGUGGCUCGGGUGCCGGUGGUUCGGAGGCCACCUACCAGCACAGGCGAACCUCAUCGCCGGACCUCAGUCGAGCCGCGCGCUCUGCCUGCUGUACGCUGGUCGUCGCUCCGUGGGGGGGUGAGGGUGUCGGGGUCACUUCGCCGCUCGAGUCGCACGUCUAGUGCGGCCAUCUUGGAUGCUGAGGUAUAGUGAGGUCCACGUUAUAAUGGCAGUGUAGGAAGAUAGGAGAAAAGGGUUGCCACAUCUCAGCCUUGCCACCCAAUCAGCUGAUACUCAUAUAUCUCAUGAAUUUAACUGUUCAUUAUUGUUG
Messenger RNA from Nilaparvata lugens (brown planthopper), 5488 nucleotides. It is a transcript of the gene RhoGAP19D, whose product is annotated as rho GTPase-activating protein 21-B. Gene Ontology annotation, biological process: signal transduction. NCBI's taxonomy places the organism in Eukaryota, Metazoa, Arthropoda, Insecta, Hemiptera, Delphacidae. Gene Ontology annotation, molecular function: protein binding. The transcript has 29 exons. The record is from RefSeq and is a predicted model, not a curated record. Bases 231 to 5339 code for a protein of 1702 amino acids.